Paramecium octaurelia is the source of this 407-nucleotide messenger RNA. NCBI's taxonomy places the organism in Eukaryota, Ciliophora, Oligohymenophorea, Peniculida, Parameciidae. The record is from the annotation of a GenBank genome assembly.
AUGUUAAAUUCGAAUACUAAAUAGCAAAGCUCAAUAGAUAUGAAGCAGAAACUAUUAAAUAUUUUAUCAGAGAAAAAUAAUCAAGUAACCACCUAGUAGUAAGCAUGCUCAAGUUUAGAUUAUUAUUCAUUGUAAAAGAAAUUAUCGUAACGAUCUCUCAAAUUACCUGUUGAAAUGACCAAAUUUGAAAGGGAAAGGUGGCUUUUUGAAAUGCUAACCAAUUAGGAUCUUACAUAAUAAGUAUUAGUAUAUUGAAGAAAGUUAAGGAGAAAGAAUUCAAGGAAAUAUAUGUAAGAACAACCAAAUUAAUUACAAGGUAUCGAAAUAAAGAGAUCAAAAGGAAUUCAAAAAGAGAAGCGUUAUAAAAAGAAAUCGGUUUACUUCGACUUUUAUUAUAAUAAAAUUGA